AUGUAUUCGUCAAUUCAAAAAGCCCGGCUGUCGGUUGCACGCCCUUGUCGAUUUGUUGCUCGCCGACGCUAUUCCGCACCGCUGUCCGCGCGACGAUUCCAUCUGUCACGAACAUGGCUCGCAUCACCGUCCCAAGACCCUCACGAUGCCAAGUCUACGGCGCCAGGGAAUGUUGUAGAAGACCCUUCCCUCAAAACUGAGAACAUCUCGGACAAUGGCACGCCGGCAACAUCUCCCUCCCCCGAGUUGGCCAAGCCGAUCACCAAAACCUACGGAUCUGCCGUACGCAGAGCGAUGCGAAACAGAAAGUCCUCACAGCAGACUUCCACGUCAACGGCGACCGUCCCCGCGUGGUUCUAUGAGCACAAUAAGGUGUCUCACAGCAGCGAAGACCGCUCUGCGCAAUCACCACAACAGGUUCAGAUAACAAAGUCACGGUCAAAGGAGCUGAAGGAGGUUCAGACUGAGAGUCAAGCUUCCGGGGGAGAUUCCGAUCCAUCUGCGUCUAGUGAACCACCCACAGUGCCGGAGAAUCGGUAUGCGGUGGCCGAGGAAUCAUGGGAAGAGUUGCGGGCCUCCGCCAAAGCAGGGUUACGGUUACCGGCUGCGAAAUAUGCCAAAGAGCCUUCGGUGAAGAAAUCGCAUCUGGCGCUGCACUAUCCGGGUAGUGAUGGAAUACCAUUCCUAGACGCGGUGGUGAAGAAGCUUGCCCAUGAGUUGGGCACUGACCUGGUAACUCUUAAUGCUCAGGACAUUGCACAAUUGUUUAGCGAGCAAGACCUUGCAGAUGUCGGGGUAACAUCGCCAAUUCGAUCACUUGGCUAUGAUGUAUAUCGGCAAUCCGUCCCAAGUUCAUGGUCGGAACUUGAAGACCCUGAAGGUGACGGCGAGGAUGACGUGACUGAACUCGCAGGUGGUCCCCGUGGUAUGCGCGGCGAUAUUAGCACCCCUCGGUUCAUUACAAUUGAGAGCAGCAAAGAGGCGGGUGAUAUCCCGCUUCCCAACUGGCUUGGGCUGAAAACUCUCCUGGGGGGAUCGAUCAAUGGCCAAACGGAUCCGGAUCCUGGGGCCGGGGCCUCACGCAGUGGUCAGCGCGCCGAAACUCGGUGGAUUCAACUUAUCAACGAGCUCCUCGGUUCACCAGGUCAACCAGCACUGCCAGUCCCCAUUGAAACAACAGAAAUUACCGAAACGAAAGCCACCAAGGCUUUGCCAACUCGAGAUGUCAUUAUGCAUAUCCAAGACUACCGUGACAUUCAAAACACCCGAGAGGGGUCCAAAUUUAUCACACUCCUGCACAAGGUCAUCCAAGAUCGGAGAGCGGCAGGGUCCAAGAUUCUGUUGAUUGGAACUACGUCACAGGAGAUCCACCACUCGCCCUCACAAGAUGGUGCUGGUCUGCUACAAAAUGUUCUCGAUGAUCAGUUCUCAAAGACCUUGUUGAUUACCCCUGCCAUGAGCUCGAAAGACGCCGAAAAGGUCUUCGCGGAAGACCGAAAGAAGCGCACCAUGGAUAUCAAUAUUCGCCACCUGCAGAGUAUGCUUCGCUUCCGAUUACAUGAACAGGCCCUUCCUGUAAAGGAUAACAUCUUGAGCGAUCGUGCUUGGCCGUUGGAACCUUCAACCAUCAAAGAAUCAGGAAUCGAGGACCGGUACUGGUCAUACAAUCAAGUGCAUUGGAUUUCUACCCUUGCACUUGGCUGCGCUGAAGCUAAUGAGCCUCUCGGAUUUGAGCACAUCCGACGCGGACUCGAGCUCAUGGAUAAAAGCGACCGAGUCACCAAUGAAUGGCUGAAAGAGAAGUCACCUAAGCAGAAAGAUUCAGAAGCAGGGCAGACCAGAGAGCAGCUGAUCAGUUCUUUGCGCAAAACGUGCAAUACACACGAGAAAAAGCUGCUCAACGGUGUAGUGGACGCAAAAAGUAUCCGAACCACAUUCAACGAUGUGCAUGUACCCCCUGAGACUAUCGACGCCCUGAAGACCCUGACUUCCCUUUCACUCAUCCGCCCCGAGGCAUUCACAUAUGGUGUCCUCGCCACCGACAAGAUUCCCGGCCUUCUCUUAUACGGACCCCCGGCACCGGUAAGACGCUCCUCGCCAAGGCCGUAG
Penicillium crustosum is the source of this 2109-nucleotide messenger RNA. RefSeq lists its product as uncharacterized. Gene Ontology annotation, cellular component: mitochondrial outer membrane. Bases 1 to 2109 code for a protein of 702 amino acids. The transcript has a single exon. The record is from RefSeq and is a predicted model, not a curated record. Lineage: Eukaryota; Fungi; Ascomycota; Eurotiomycetes; Eurotiales; Aspergillaceae.